GCGACGAGAGGGGCGGAGGUGACGAGAGGCGUCGCUCGUUGAAAACACAGCAAGACACAUCGCUGGUAACGGAUUUCGCAAGAAACGGACAACGGCAACAGGCGCCGUUCAUACACUCCACAUUUUAUUUUCUCACAUCUUAGUGAAAUGAGGGCAACAUGGGUGCAAAGGAGUCAAGGAUAGGUUUCCUUUCGUAUGAAGAGGCCAUUAAAAGAGUAACUGAUGUGGAGUUGAAGCGGCUAAAGGAUGCCUUUAAGAGGACCAGCGGCCUGUCCUACUACAUGGCCCAACAGUGCUUCUACAGAGAAGUACUGGGAGACGGAGUCCCUCCAAAGGUUGCAGAGGUCAUCUACAACUCGUUUGGGGGCACGUCUAAAGGACUACACUUCAACAACCUCAUCAUUGGCCUGGUGCUGCUGACUAGAGGACGAGAUGGGGAGAAGGCCAAGUACCUCUUCAGCCUGUUUGCCAGUGAGUCUGGCGGCUAUGCGGCGCGGGACGACAUGGAGGCCGUGCUACGGGCAUUGGACGGGGAAGUCCCGCCCUCUCUAAGGAAGUGCUUCAGCGAGGGGGAGAAAGUCAACUAUGAGCGCUUUAAGAACUGGCUCCUACAGAACACGGAGGCGUUCACGUUCUCCCGUUGGCUGCUCUCCGGAGGCGUGUGUGUCACCCUCACAGACGACAGCGACACGCCCACCUUCUACCAGACUCUGGCCGGAGUCACACACUUAGAAGAGUCUGAUAUCAUUGACUUGGAGAAGCGCUAUUGGCUGCUGAAAGCCCAGUCCAGGACCGGACGCUUUGACUUGGAAACUUUUGUCCCGCUGGUUUCUCCUCCUAUUCACGCUUCGCUAAGUGAAGGUUUGUUUCAUGCGUUUGAUGAGAACCGGGACAAUCACAUCGACUUUAAGGAGAUCUCCUGUGGCCUGUCUGCCUGUUGCCGGGGGCCCGUCGCCGAGAGGCAGAAAUUUUGUUUCAAAGUGUUUGACGUGGACCGGGAUGGGGUUCUGUCCCGAGACGAAAUCCACGAGAUGGUAGCCGCACUCCUGGAAGUUUGGAAGGACAAUCGCACAGACACACUUCCUGAGCUGCUCACCAACGUGUCGGACAUAGUGGAGGGAAUCCUGAAGAUGCACGACACGACCAAGCUGGGUCACCUGACCCUGGAGGACUACCAGAUCUGGAGUGUGAACAGCGCUCUGGCCAACGAGUUCCUCAACCUGCUGUUCCAGGUCUGUCACAUUGUCCUUGGGCUUCGACCUGCCACUGCUGAAGAGGAGGGACAAAUCAUCAGGGGGUGGCUGGACAGAGAGGGCAGACAUGGGCUUCAUCCUGGGGAGAACUGGUUCCUCAUCUCCAGCCAGUGGUGGACGCUCUGGAAAGACUACGUCAAAUAUGACCGCAAGUCCAUCGUGGUGGAUCAGCCCUCUAUCCUCUCCUCUCUGAGGAAUCCUCAGGCCUCUGCCACCGUCGAGCCUGCUCCCCUGGAGCCAGGGGUAGGUGAAGGUCUGGGGGUCCCCAGCCCAGCCAGCACCUCAGAGGAGAGGUCCCCUGAUGCUGUGUCCAGCGCCUCUGAAGCCACAGAGACCCCAAGCACAGUGGUGACCCCCCAGGCCGGCCCCUCAGCCACAGAGAUCUGUUUUGCCCGGCAACACAACGUGUCAGACAACAACCAGUGUUUCUCUGGGGCCAACGGCCACAUCCCCUCCCUCUCUCAGUCCCAGCUGGCAGCUCAGAGGCCUGGAGCCAUCGACAACCAGCCCCUGGUCAACACAGACCCCAUGAAGGCCCCCACAUUGACCAUGGAGGGAGGCCGGCUGAAACAGUCCCUACAGCUGGUGGCGGGCAGGGACUUUGAGACGGUGCCAGAGCCGGUGUGGAGGGCGCUGUUCCACUGGUAUGGAGCCAACCUCAGCCUGCCACGACCGGUGAUCCAGCAGACGAAAACAGGCCGUGCUGAGCUGGAGCUCUUCCCACGCUACCUCCUCUUCCUGCGGCAGCAGCCCGCCACACGCACCCCCCAGUCCAACAUCUGGGUUAACAUGGGUAUGACCAGCCUGAGAAUGUUCCCCCAGCAUCUCCCCAGAGGUAACGUGCCCUCCCCCAACGCUCCUCUGAAGCGUGUCCUGGCCUAUACAGGCUGUUUCAGCCGCGUGGGCACCAUCAAGGACAUCCACCUGUACCUGUCUCGGAGGCUACGCAUCAAAGACGAGGACAUGAGGCUGUGGCUCUAUAACAGCGAGAACUAUCUGACCCUCCUGGAUGAUGAGAACCACACUCUGGAGGGCCUGAAGAUUCAGGACGAGCAACACUUAGUUAUCGAGGUUCGGAACAAAGACAUGAGCUGGCCAGAAGAGAUGUCCUUCAUCGCCAACAGCAGUAAAAUGGACCGACAUAAAGUUGCUACGGAGAAGGGUGCCACGGGCCUCAGUAACCUAGGCAACACGUGCUUUAUGAACUCUAGUAUCCAGUGUGUGAGCAACACCACGCCCCUCACUGACUACUUCAUCUCAGGAAGACACCUCUAUGAACUCAACAGAACCAACCCCAUCGGGAUGCGAGGUCACAUGGCUAAAUGCUACGGAGACCUGCUGAUGGAGCUGUGGAGUGGAACACAGAGGAACGUUGCUCCUCUCAAACUCCGGUGGACGAUAGCAAAGUACGCCCCGCGGUUCAACGGCUUCCAGCAGCAGGACAGUCAGGAGCUCCUGGCCUUCCUAUUGGACGGGCUCCAUGAGGACCUGAACAGGGUGCAUGAGAAACCCUACGUAGAGCUGAAGGACAGCAACGGACGACCCGACUGGGAGGUCGCCUUAGAGGCGUGGGAGAACCACUUGCGGAGGAACCGUUCCAUCGUGGUGGAUCUGUUCCACGGCCAGCUCAAGUCCCAGGUCAAGUGUAAGACGUGUGGUCACAUCAGCGCUCGCUUCGACCCCUUCAACUUCCUGUCUUUACCCCUCCCCAUGGACAGCUCCAUGCACCUGGAGAUCACUGUCAUUAUGCUGGAUGGUUCUACCCCUGUACGGUUCGGCCUGAGGCUCAACAUGGAUGACAAGUACACCGGUCUGAAGAAACAGCUGAGUGAACUGUGUAGUCUGAAACCAGAACAGAUACUACUGGCUGAGGUCCACACCUCCAACAUCAAGAACUUCCCUCAGGAUAAUCAGAAGGUGCGUCUGUCGGUGAACGGCUUCCUGUGUGCGUUUGAGAUCCCUGUGCCAUGCUCCCCCACUUCCCUCACCUCUCCAACACAGACAGACAUCACCCCUGUGCCCAUGGUUAACGGGGUGGGGGUGGCAGCGCAUCCUGAUGGUAAGCCUGGUCUGAUCUCCAACGGCAUGCCCAGCACCAUGGUGCACUGCAGAGAGACCACAGAGAGAAGCCUGGCCAACGGAGGGGUGGGGGUGCCCAACGGACACGUGUCCCUCGUCCAGGACAGCCCCUUCAACGGGUACAUCAUCGCCAUGCACAGGAAGAUGAUGCGGACGGAGUUGUAUUUCCUGUCCAGUCAGAAGAACCGUGCCAGUCUGUUUGGGAUGCCCCUGAUCGUUCCCUGUACAGUUCACACCAGUCAGAAGGACCUGUACGAUGCUGUCUGGAUACAGGUGGCCCGUCUGGCCAGCCCUCUGCCCCCGCAAGAGGCCAGCAACCAUGCACAGGACUGUGAUGACAGUAUGGGCUACCAGUACCCCUUCACACUGAGAGUGGUGGGGAAGGAUGGCAACUCGUGUGCCUGGUGUCCCUGGUACAGGUUCUGUCGAGGCUGUGCGGUGGACUGUACGGAGGACAGGGCCUCGGUAGGAAACGCCUGCAUAGCUGUCGACUGGGACCCGACAGCCCUGCACCUCCGCUACCAGACUUCACAGGAGAGGAUAGUAGAGGAGCACUGUAGUGUGCAGCAGAGUCGCAGGGCCCAGGCAGAGCCCAUCAGUCUAGACAGUUGUCUGAAGGCCUUCACCAGUGAGGAGGAGCUGGGAGAGGAUGAACUCUACUACUGCUCCAAGUGCAAGACCCACCGCCUGGCCACCAAGAAACUGGACCUGUGGAGACUGCCGCCUAUACUGAUAGUACACCUGAAGAGAUUCCAGUUUGUGAACGGCCGCUGGAUCAAGUCUCAGAAGAUCGUCCAGUUUCCCAGAGAGAGAUUUGACCCUAGUGUUUACCUGGCUCCCCGGGAGGCGGGGCUUAACGGGCUACACAGUCUGCAGAGCCGCAGCGAGGGGGAGGAGCUACUGAGGAUAGGAGGAGGAGAAACGGUCUCCUCCAUCUCCGCCCCUGCUGGGUUCCUCAACAUCCUCAAAGCCUCUCCAGCUUCAGGCAGGAAGUCAGCCCCUCCCUCUUCCAUCAGUUGUACCAGCAGCCCCUGCAGCAGCCCCAAGACAGGAGGGUCAGGGAGCACAGGCCACAGACAGACCCGCCUCAGGCUUCCCCAGCUGGGCAGCCGCCACCGCCUCUCCAACAGCAAGGAGAACCUGGAAGGUAAUACCAAGGAGGGGGGCAGCGACUCCGACACCGAGCCCAGGGAGGGAAGACUGCAGGCGGACACGGAGGGUGGGCUCGUGGGAGUGAGGAGCGAGCCGGAGAUGUCCACCACAGACGCGUUUAGUAGCCUCAGUGACGUCAUCGUGAUGAACGGGGACAGCGGUGGCUAUAGCGACGGGCUACAGCGCACGGAGGCCAGUACGGCCGCCAGCACGAUCCUAGAGACACCCACCACCACCCUUCUGCACCAAAGAGACAACAGCCUGGAGAACAUCUACAACUUAUAUGCAAUUUCAUGCCAUUCAGGUAUCAUGGGAGGAGGACAUUAUGUGACCUAUGCCAAAAACCCCAACAACAAAUGGUACUGUUACAACGACAGCAGCUGUAAGGAAGUGCACUCGGAGGAGAUGGACACGGACUCUGCCUACAUACUGUUCUAUGAGCAGCAGGCGGUGGACUACUCUCAGUUCCUGCCAAAGACUGACGGCAAGAAGAUGGCCGACACCACUAGCAUGGACGAGGACUUUGAGUCUGACUACAAGAAGUACUGUGUCCUGCAGUGAUCAGGAUAACACCCUCGACCCACCCACCCACCUACCCCUCAACACUCUGCCUGUGACUCUGAACCGACCCACUCAGCCCCUCAACACUCUGCCUGUGACUCUGAACCGACCCACCUACCCCCUCAACACUCUGCCUGUGACUCUGAACCGACCCACUCAGCCCCUCAACACUCUGCCUGUGACUCUGAACCGACCCACUCAGCCCCUCAACACUCUGCCUGUGACUGAACCGACCCACCUACCCCUCAACACUCUGCCUGUGACUCUGAACCGACCCACUCAGCCCCUCAACACUCUGCCUGUGACUCUGAACCGACCCACUCAGCCUGUGACUGAACCGACCCACCUACCCCUCAACACUCUGCCUGUGACUCUGAACCGACCCACUCAGCCCCUCAACACUCUGCCUGUGACUCUGAACCGACCCACUCAGCCUGUGACUCUGAACCGACCCACUCUGCCUGUGACUCUGAACCGACCCACUCUGCCUGUGACUCUGAACCGACCCACUCAGCCGUACCCGUAUGGAAAGGAUAUUACACAACACUUCUUCUUCAGCCAAUCACUGGUCGCCAAGAAGCACAAAAUGGUCAUCACAAACUGAACCACUUCUUUUCGAAUAUCGGCGGAUACCCCCCUUUGUUUUGAAAGCUAGCCAAGGGAACAACAUUUAAGCCCCACAUAAAGCACUAAACUGGUGUACAUUUAGCCUGAGGACUCCCCCUCC
Molecule: messenger RNA, 5772 nt
Organism: Oncorhynchus tshawytscha (Chinook salmon)
Lineage: Eukaryota; Metazoa; Chordata; Actinopteri; Salmoniformes; Salmonidae
Gene: usp32
Product: ubiquitin specific peptidase 32
Exons: 34
Coding region: 159-5045 (1628 amino acids)
Biological process (GO): protein deubiquitination
Cellular component (GO): Golgi apparatus
Molecular function (GO): cysteine-type deubiquitinase activity; calcium ion binding
Source: RefSeq, a predicted model, not a curated record